Molecule: messenger RNA, 3119 nt
Organism: Neodiprion fabricii
Lineage: Eukaryota; Metazoa; Arthropoda; Insecta; Hymenoptera; Diprionidae
Exons: 6
Coding region: 1252-2388 (378 amino acids)
Molecular function (GO): nucleic acid binding
Source: RefSeq, a predicted model, not a curated record
UUACGCAAUACACUGUACAGUAUCAUGUAACCCAUGCAUAUCUAUAUUAAAUUUUUCCCUCAACGUCUGUAUAGCUGCAUUUAAUUUAAUUUAAUUGCUCAUAACUUUUGCAAUUAUCAUUCUUAAGGUUAUUAAAAAAUACCUCCCAAUUAUGUUUAAAAUCUUAGGUGAAAUUUUUUGCCUGAAUUUCAACGCUGAAAUUUAGUCGUUCAAAAAACACUGUCACUGAGGCGCUGGCAACCAUGACGCCUGUAACCCGGCAACUCAACUUACAGGCAUCAACGUGCAAAAAAUACUUAACCUCAAACAUGAAGAAACCGUAACAAAUCCACCUGGUACGUUUUGCGUAAAUGGCGUAAAGUCGGUUAUGCAUAUCAUCAUCGCGCUCUGAAAAGGAUACAGCUAGAUUUAUCUGAGAAGUUCAAUUGCGGAGAUGAGUCGACGGUGCACGUGAUCGUUGCGGACUAUUUGAACCGUCUAAUACAAUGUUAAUAUAUGAUCUGUAAAGUAUGCUGCCUGUACUGUUAUAAGUUGUCUGGGACGUACUUCAAAAACUGUUGAUCCUCCCGGUACAGAAUUUGCUUUGUAAUACUGCGGUAAAACAUGCGUUGCUUACAAUCAACCUUAAGUUUUGAAGCACAAAAAUGUUGCCAAAAUUUGUUCUGUUCGUAUCUUGCAGACAGUCGCACUAGUUUCUUUUUCCUCCAGAAUGACUGAUUGGUUUCAUAAUCCUGAUUUUUUACGGAUAUAUCACUCCGCGGACAAGGAAUGGCCCGGCUUUGAAGUUCCUGACGCAUACCUGAGGCCCCGCAGUUUUAUUCCAGCCGUGGUUGAAGCAAAUACGCGCGCGUCAAAAUGAGUGAGCUCACCAUGGAAGAAAAAGUAUAUCUUAUUGAGUGCUUUUUCUCGAGAGGAAAAAUAUAUAGUAAUGCGUAUAGAGGGUUUCGUACUAAGUUUGAAACUCAUAGAGUUGCCAGUGAAAACACUCUGAAAAGGAUAAUCGAUAACUUUGUGGAGUAUGGUACACUCCAGGACCGUAGACACGAGUUGCCAGGUCCAUCUGUUACAGUGACUACACCAGAGAAGAUCAACGAAAUUGAGAAUUAUUUCAAAUAAAAUCCAAAUGAUUAGAUUCGAAAAGCAGUUCAACCAUUAAAAAUAACCAAAUCAUCAUUACACAACAUUUUAAAAUAUUUUUUAAAGUUACAUCUAUAUAAAAUAAGCACUCAUCAAUUGUUAACUGAACAUGCCAUGACGAAACGCAUUGAAUUUUAUAACACUAUUACAGGAAUGUUUGAAGCCGAAGAACUUAAUGAGGAAUUGAUUAUUUAUUGCGAUGAAGCACAUUUUUGGAUAAAUGGGUACGUAAACAAGCAAAAGUACCGGUUUUGGGGAACGCAAAAUCCCAACAUAUCGCUAGCGAAGUCCUUUCAUCCACGGAAAGUAACGGCAUGGGCAGCAAUUUCGGUAAAAGGAAUUUAUUUGCAAUUCUUGGAAUCUACGGUAACAGCAGAAAGUUGCAAACAGCUUUUGGAAACGAAAUUCUUUCCUUAUGCAAAAAAGAGGGGACUGGUUAAAAAUUUUUACUUCAUGCAAGAUGGAGCGACGCUGUACUGGACUCAUGAGGUGUUUGAAGCUAUUCAUCGCGUAUAUGGGAAUCGAGUAAUCAGUCUGGGGUACCCUAAAUUUGCUCAAGGCAGACUAGAAUGGCCUCCGUACUCACCAGACCUGGACCCUUGUGAUUUUUUCUUGUGGGAUAAUGAAAAUGCAUCUUUACCUCUACUAAUUUCAGAAGUAUACCGCCUGAUACCUUACAUUGGGUCGGAAUAUGUACAUUUUCACCCAAAAAAUAUGCCUGAUGUUAAGAUAGAUAAAAUUGAAAUUAUUGGCAUUGUCACAGACAAGAUAGAACUGCAAAAAUACAUCUCAUAUACUGUGGAUGACAGCACUGGCACAGUUCCGGUAUUAUGUCCAAAGAAACCAGUAAAUGAAGAUGAGUCAACAGAUUCUCAAGAGUCAAGUGAUGAUGAGUCUUUUGCCCAUAAGGAGAAAAAACUUGAGCUGAAACCUCCAUUUGGACUUGCGCCUAGCGCACCAUAUUCUUAUCAGACUCAUAUUCAAAGCUUAUGGUUUCAAGCAAGAGGUAAAGAAUUCUGUUACGAUGAAGUUCUGUUAUACGACUAUGUGCAUGUCAUUGGGUUUUGUGCCAUGGAUAUCCGACAUCAAAAGAAUGUUAGCAAGCUUACUAAUGAUGAUAUAGAACUUGGCAGGUUAUUUAUGUUUGGAAUGAAUCUGAGAAAAAUAAGUGAAGCAGAUCACAAUGCUAUGACAAAAAGCUUGAUAACUCGUGUCGCCAGACAACGAUACGUCAAGCCUAAAGUUGAGUAAAAUGUGAUGAUCGUCUGUGAUACGUGUGAAAUUUGGAAGCCCUGAAAUUGUUUGGUCGAAGAAAUCUUUUUUUUGUUACGUUUAUUUUUAAAGAAUAAAAUUUAUACAAUCACUUGACUAUUUACAACGCUAUUUAUAAUAUUUUAUUUUGAAUCGAUUACCUGAGUUAAGUGAAGUAGUUUGAAAUUAUGGUAUUGUGUUACAGUUUGGGUGCCAUAACGGAUUUAUAAAAUAUGACUUUUCACGUCAGCUAGACCUGCUUUUUGCUGUUAUUGUUGAAUCUAGGGCCCCAAUUUCUCAUGAAUAAACCUGUAAGAAACUCGUGUACAUUUCAAAAACACAUGUUACAAUGUGCUAAUUUUAUAAUAUGCAAAUAUAUUUUCAAUAAAGAUUUAUAAAUACAUCUGAAAAAUAGAAUCAGCAGAGUAUAAUUUAGCUAGGAAAAGGAUACAAAAACUGCGUGUACAGUUUUCAAUGUGCAGUAGAUCAAAUGCUAAAGAAAACAGCAUUCUGCAAUCAUCCGCUCGGUUCACAUUACACUUACAUUCGACGAGUGAAUCAGUGCCAAAAACUAGAAUUACUUGCAAGCCUACAUGUGUGAUUAAAAUUUUGUUAGGCAGAUCUGCAUAGGGUUAGCGGUGUGCAUAAAUUUUUAGGUAAGCAGCUUGGGAUUGGUCUCAAAGAAUGUGUGUGGAAUACUCGAUUACAAAUAAAGGGGGUGUACCGUUUGG